AUGACAACCUUCCACCCAUUUCCCCGUCUGCCGUACGAGCUCCGGGUCCAGAUAUGGGAAAUGACAGUCGAACCUCGCGAGGUGAAGGUUGAGUGUAACCGCCCGGACCCUACCGGCCAGAGAUGCUACUUGACUUCCUCCACGCCAGUACCUGCCGUGCUCAGCGCCUGCCAAGAAGCACGAAAUCAUGGCCUGUACAAAAGAUGUUUCUCUGAGAUAGCCGUACCGGGGUACGGAGCGCAAUACGUAUGGGCUAACCUCGACAUCGAUCUUAUUAACAUUGGAAAUUCGCUAUUUGACGACUUCCAGCCAGUUGCCAAGCUCUUCCUUCGCCUGAAGUUUGAAAAGGAGAUGCAAUCAGAGUCUUUCUAUCAUGGGGAGGUUGAAGGCGUCAGGCAUUUCGUCAAUGCGAAGGAAAUACAUAUUGUGGUUUUAGACGGUCUAUUUGCAUGUGUCGGAGCGACAGAGGAACACUAUUGGCCAUGCGGCGAGGAGAACGUGUUUUACAUUGAUCCUGACAAUCGCGAACGAGUUUUCAGGGGACCUGAUGGAGAAGAUGAGAUUGAUACGCUCUAUGGGCCGAAAGAAGGGAUGAGCAAUUGA
Molecule: messenger RNA, 603 nt
Organism: Alternaria atra
Lineage: Eukaryota; Fungi; Ascomycota; Dothideomycetes; Pleosporales; Pleosporaceae
Exons: 2
Coding region: 1-603 (200 amino acids)
Source: RefSeq, a predicted model, not a curated record